Messenger RNA from Anthonomus grandis grandis, 1665 nucleotides. RefSeq names its product serine palmitoyltransferase 1 (gene Spt-I). The transcript has 4 exons. The coding region runs from base 240 to 1457 and encodes 405 amino acids. Gene Ontology annotation, biological process: sphingosine biosynthetic process; ceramide biosynthetic process. NCBI's taxonomy places the organism in Eukaryota, Metazoa, Arthropoda, Insecta, Coleoptera, Curculionidae. The record is from RefSeq and is a predicted model, not a curated record. Gene Ontology annotation, molecular function: pyridoxal phosphate binding; serine C-palmitoyltransferase activity. Gene Ontology annotation, cellular component: endoplasmic reticulum.
UCAAUGUCAAAGUCAAGCGUCGUUACAGCCACUGGGACCGGGUAACCCAAUUUUUCCAUUUUAUAGCAAAAAAAUAAUAUGAUAUAAUCCAAAUAUUUAUACAAAAACCCAUAAAACUACUAAGCAAACAUUUUCAGCUUAUUGGCAUAUAAUAAAAUUCAAUAGCCUAUUAAAAUUAUUGCCUAACAUUCCACAUCAGCAGGUUCCACCCUAUCCAGCACAAGCAUCCUCUGUUUAAAAUGCCUUCCCGAAAAGCCCCCAUUGACGAAGCUCUGCUAGCACAAAGAUUAGCUGAAUUUACUCCUGAGCCACUGGUGAAAUACCACAGUCAAAAAUCGAAACAUGAAAUUGAAAUCCCAGGUAUUGUGGAAGAUGAUAACACCAUUGACUUAGCAAAAACUAACUUUUUAAAUAUUUUAAAUAAUGAGGAUAUUAAAAAGAGGUGUGAAGCAACUAUAAGGAAGUAUGGUGUUGGUACAUGUGGACCGAGAGCCUUUUAUGGUACAACCGAUGUACACCUUGAACUUGAAGAGCACAUUGCAAAAUUUUUAGGAAUGCAAGAAUCAAUAGUUUAUUCCUACGGUUUUGUCACCAUAUCAAGUUCCAUUGCCGCAUAUUGCAAAAAAAGCGAUAUUGUGUUUACAGACAAAAAUUGCAAUGUACCAAUACAGCAAGGGUUACAAAUGGCCAGAAGCAGAGUAAUAUACUUUGAUCAUCAAGAUCCAAAAUCAUUCUCUGAUGCAGUAGGAAAGGUUGUUCAACAAGAAAAUGAAAUGAAAAAGAAAUUCAGAAAAUUUCUAGUUGUCGAAGGUGUAUCCUGGAAAACUGGACAAGUACUCCAAUUACCUGAGUUUCUAAAGGUCUGUGAGGAUAACAAAAUAAGGGUGUUUUUAGAGGAAACUUAUUCUAUUGGGGUUUAUGGAGAAAAUGGGAGAGGUUUAAUGGAACAUUUUAAUAUUGAGCCUUGGAGAUUAGAUAUGGUUAUUGCCACUUUGGAGGCAGCCAUUGGAUCUAUUGGUGGAUUUUGUGCAGGAUCUCAUACUACAAUAGAACACCAACGUCUCUCGGGUAGCGGCUAUAUUUUCUCAGCCUCAUUACCAACUUUCCUAGUACAGGCUUGUAUUGAGUCAAUAAACCUACUUGAAGCUAAACCACACCACAAAUUAAGAAAACUGGCACAAAACACACAUGAUAUGCUUCUUGACAUUGGUUUUGAAGUGCAAAGUGAUCCUAUAUGUCCUUUUAAGGUAUUUAAUGUGCCUGUUGAUAAACCAGAAAGUAGAAAACUGAAGGAACAAAUGAUUCAUGAAUAUUGCAAGCAUAAUGGCCUACAUUUUAUUUUAAACGAUGACAGUUUGGUGAUUAAUUUAAAUGUGGUUCUGUUUGAGGAUAAACAGAGAUAUGGAAAAAUCGAAGACAUUUUGAAAAAAGCAUAUGGAAAAGUGAUGGAAGGUUAGGUGAUAUUAUAUCUUUAAAUCAUGUUGAAAAAUGCACAAUCAGCACAUUCCUUAAAAACUAAAAUGUUUAAGCCAAAAAUAUGAGCUGUUAAGUAGUAUUUAUAUGUUAUAUAGUAUUAUGUAUGUCAAUCAGCUUGCAAAUGACUAGUUAUACAACAUUUUUAACAGUUGUUGGGUAUUAUGGUAAAAGUAAAGUUUAUUUAUGCUU